This is a messenger RNA of Blepharisma stoltei, 1083 nucleotides long. Lineage: Eukaryota; Ciliophora; Heterotrichea; Heterotrichida; Blepharismidae. The record is from the annotation of a GenBank genome assembly.
AUGGAACUUAAAAAUUGAGAUCAAGCCAUCUUACUUAAAUCAGCUAGGGAAGAUCUCGAUAACGAAACAAAAAUUGGCAAUGCCAAGUCCAAUCAAGAUGCUAAUCAAUUAAAUCCUCAAGAGUUAAAUGGUAAAUUUUCAAAGAUCUUAAGCGGUGUCAAUAAUACAGAAAUCGAACAAGAUUUUAGGAAAACUUGCUCACUAUAUGAGAAACAAAAUUAUGAAUCUGAUAUAUUACUAAACAGGGCUUAUCAUGAUUUUAUCAGCUCUUAUCAUCAUAUCUCAUCCCUUUAUCUCGUUCAAAGGGGAGAUGAUAUCGAUACUGAUUUGAUCAUUUAUGACACUGAAACUGAAACUGAGAAAACGAUAGUCUUGGAUUCUCCAAAUCAACUAACAGCGAAUGUAUGCCUCAUUCAACUUCCGAAUGGCGAAUUAUUCUGUUUGAGUAAUCUUUAUUUAGCCCCUAGUAGUGCUCUGAUAAUUGGCAUGACUUUUAAAACUCGAGUGUUGCCAUCUGGAGCAUUCAGGUAUUAUUCAUCAGCUAUAUAUUUCAAUGGAAGUGUCUACUGCUUUGGAGGAUAUGAUAAUGUCAAAAUUUUAAACUUUUCUUGCAGAUUUUGCUUAGAUGAAAACCGGUGAAUUAAAAUAACCCCAAUGCUGAUAGCUGAUGCAUGGUGCCAUAGCGCUAUAUAUAAAGGGAAUAUUUUGAUUUCUGGAUAUAGAUUUACACAUAUUUUAAUAUACUCACCUGAAAUUGAUUCUUUCUCUAUAAUUCCUUAUGAUUUUAAAGAAUAUAAGCGCAAGAUCUUGAUAAAUUCAGAGAGACUAUAUUUAAUUGAAGACAGAGACUGAGAAAGUUAUGGAUUUAUUUAUGAAAGUGAGAUUGGAGAUGAGUAUACCUGGAAAUGAGUAGGAGAAUCAGUAGUUAGAUAUGCAUAUGAUCAGGUAUAUUGCUCAUAUAAUAAAGGAAGUAUUUAUAUUGGUUGCUUGGAGGCUGGGAAUCCUGAAAAAUUCUACUAUAAAUUUAAUUUAAAAGAAAAAGUAAUGAUUGAGCUUAAAGAGGCUCAGGCUGAUGCUACUUAA